GUUGUAAGCAGCAGUGACACGAUGGGUGUUAUAUUGUAUAAGGCCAAUUGCACUAAAUUUCUUUGUGACUUUUCUCGUUUUGAAUUCACAAUCAAAAAACAACAACAAAUAACAAAAUAAUAAUAAUAUACUUAUAUAUUUCAUUAUAUAAGUCAAUUAAUUUUCAAAAUUUAAAAAUUUCAGUGCGAUAAAUAAAUAAUGAAUUGAAAUAAAAAGGAACAAAUCGAAAAGAUCAUAAAUAUAUUAUCAUAACACAGAGGACCUAAUCAUAAUUCCAAUGCUACCAAUAAUACCAAUUACCUGAAUUUUUAUGUUUUCUUCAUUCAGUUAUAAAAAUUGAAAAUUUUGAAGUUUUAUAAAAGUUAAGAUAAAAAGAGCUAGAGGUAACUAUAAUAUUUUAAUUGGUUACAAUUACAACUGAAAAGCGCCCUCUUACGGACAAUUUAAACAAAACAGACACGUCACUUUUGUACUUAUAUUGCACUAGAUGGUGCUACCAACACUUAUGUUUUCGUUUCACGUAAAAUAUUUUAAUAAUGAGUCAUACUAAAAAAAAAACUAAUUAGAAUGAAUGUAAAUAUAUUAAAAUCUUUAAUACUGAAAAAUAAUUUUUGUUUUAAAUUAUCUUAAUUUAUAAGAAUCUUACAAAUUCUGUUUAAUAUAAUGUUAUCUUAUUUCAAUAUAAUACGUAACCCAAAUUAUCAUGAAAUGGAACAGUUUUUAAAAGGUAAAAAGUAAAAAUGACGUUUGUUGUCAAGGGUGCUUUGUUAUCGUGCCGACGAUUAUUUUUCGCAUUUUUUACCAGAAGAAAAUUCUUGUGUAUCGGUACAGUUAAAAUUCAUAUGGAUAAUAAAUAUGAAUCAAGAUCAUCUAUGGAAAUUGUUAAUGUACCACCAAUUUUAUCAAUAUACCGGCAUGCGCUUCGAACAUUUGACGGAAACUUCAAAUCUGAAUUUACAACUAACUUAAGCAAGUUAAAAACUAUGAUGGAUUCUUUGAGAGCAGAAGAUUUAGGCUUUGACAAAAGCCUCAGUGAUACAUCGACAUGGAAUAAACCUAACAAAGCCCCUUGUACAUAUAUAGAGGUGUUCCAAAACAAUCAAAUGAAUAUGAGUAUUUUUGUAUUGAAACCUGGUUUUAAAAUGCCAUUACAUGAUCAUCCUCACAUGCAUGGUCUGUUAAAAGUUAUUGCUGGCGCCGUCAAAAUAAGAAGUUUUUCGGAGUACCCUUUAAAAGAGGCCGUCAGUGAAAUUGACUUUGCUGCUCGAGCUAAGCAUGAGGCAGCACGUCUAGCCCAAGGUAUCCACAAACGUAGAAGGCUAUUUGCCAAAAUAAGUAAUGACAGUGUCUGCAGAGCCAACUCUCAGACUUGCACUUUAACUCCGACUAUAUCAAACUAUCAUGAAAUAGAAGCUUUGGAAGUGCCUGCAGCUUUCUUCGACAUCCUUUCGCCUCCUUAUGAUACUUUAAUAGAAGGUAUAGGACCAAGAAGAUGCCGAUAUUAUUAUGUAGCUAAUGAAGUAAGCACAAAUGUUGUUGAAUUACAAGAAACAGAUGUACCUAAAUGUUUUUAUUGUGAUCAAGCACCAUAUUUAGGUCCAAUUCUUACAUAGGUAAAUAUUACUGUAUUAUUAGAUGUAAAUUUAUAUGUUACAAUCCUAAGAAGUUAGAACUACUUAAGUCUAUAAUUUAUAUUCUAUGUAGAUUUUUUUUUUACUUACAGUAGCAGUAAGCUAGUGCAUUAUACAAAUUUUUCCUUAUCUCUAUGAUAUAACUGACUAUUAUUACAUUUCUGAAAGUCAUAUUACAUUGCCAACCAUAUCUAACUUGUAUUAUGUCUUUUUCCUUUACUCUGCCCUUGACCCCUUUUUAAAGUUUUCUUUAAAUUCUUUCGAUUACACUAGUUACUUGGCCAUGACUUUCUAUGCAAAAUUAUGUGAAUGUACUAAAUUAAAUGGUUUCACAAAGUCAAAUUCAAUGUUAUCUUAAUAGUGCAAAUAAUUUUGUGCCUUCGUAAUUAGAUGAAAAAAUAUAGUAAUAUAAAAUUUAUGUAAGUGGCCAUACUUAAUUUUAUUUACAUUAAAUACUGUUUUAUAAUGCAUUAUUUAGUUACCAUAGUUUUUUUAUGACACAAUAUUACAAGAUUUUUAAUGAGAAGACAAUGUCAGAUAGUUAAUAAUCCUAGGACAAAGUACUGAAUGCUU
Molecule: messenger RNA, 2204 nt
Organism: Diatraea saccharalis (sugarcane borer)
Lineage: Eukaryota; Metazoa; Arthropoda; Insecta; Lepidoptera; Crambidae
Source: the annotation of a GenBank genome assembly